Messenger RNA from Amaranthus tricolor (Joseph's coat), 1634 nucleotides. Its product is annotated as mitochondrial succinate-fumarate transporter 1. Bases 221 to 1168 code for a protein of 315 amino acids. The record is from RefSeq and is a predicted model, not a curated record. Gene Ontology annotation, biological process: fumarate transport; transmembrane transport; succinate transport. Lineage: Eukaryota; Viridiplantae; Streptophyta; Magnoliopsida; Caryophyllales; Amaranthaceae. The transcript has 2 exons.
AUUUAAAAAUUAUUUUUUUAAACUCUACCUUUUUUUCAUAAAAAAACAUCUCAUUUUCUUUUGCUAGUAAUUGAAAGGGAUGCACUAUUAAAUGCUCAACCAUAUCCGAUUAACCCAUAUUAUUCUUUUCUCUGUUCUCCUCCCCCCUCAAUUAAGAAGAUCGGAGAAGAGGUAACACUUGAGCAAACCAAAAACUCUUCUCCUUUCUUCACAAUCAACAAUGGCAGAAACCCAGAACCAAAAUUCAAACCAAAUUACAACAAGAGUAACAAUUCCACCUUACAUGAAAGCCAUAUCUGGGUCAAUCGGAGGAAUUGUAGAAGCUUCUUGUUUACAACCCAUUGACGUUAUCAAGACGCGUUUACAGCUCGAUCGUGUUGGUAACUACAAGGGAAUUACUCACUGUGGCUCAACAAUUAUUAACACUGAAGGUGUACGUGCCCUUUGGAAGGGAUUAACCCCAUUUGCUACUCAUUUAACUCUUAAAUAUGCCCUUCGUAUGGGCACUAAUGCUGUUCUUCAGACUGCUUUGAAGGAUUCUGAAACUGGUAAACUUAGUCAUCAAGCUCGUUUGUUUUCUGGGUUUGGUGCUGGUGUUCUUGAAGCCCUCGUUAUUGUCACCCCUUUUGAGGUUGUAAAAAUUAGGUUACAACAGCAGAGAGGAUUGAGUCCUGAACUUUUGAAAUACAAGGGUCCCAUACAUUGUGCUCGCAUGACAAUACGUGAAGAAGGAAUUUUGGGUUUGUGGGCUGGUGCUGCUCCGACGGUCAUGCGCAAUGGAACUAAUCAAGCAGCCAUGUUCACUGCCAAAUACACAUUUGACAAGGCCUUAUGGAAAAAGCAAGAAGGUGAUGGCCAGGUUCUCCAGCCAUGGCAGUCUAUGAUUUCAGGCUUUCUUGCCGGGACAGCGGGCCCCAUAUGUACUGGUCCAUUCGAUGUCGUGAAAACCAGACUAAUGGCACAAAGCAAAUCCGGGGGCGAUGUGAAGUACACAGGUAUGAUUCAUGCGAUAAGAACAAUAUAUGUUGAGGAAGGGCUACGAGCGUUGUGGAAAGGAUUAUUGCCAAGACUCAUGAGAAUUCCACCAGGCCAGGCUAUUAUGUGGGCCGUUGCUGAUCAAGUGACUGGACUGUACGAGAAGCGGUUCUUGCAGAGUGCACCCUUGUAAUGAGGUUUUGUUCAAUUUCUUUCUUGUGCUUUGCUUUCCAUUGGGUGUCCUGACUUUCAUUUCCAAAUUACCGACGAUAAAAAUGUUUUCCGUCAUAAAUUUAGUUACGAGAGUUAUUUGAUGAGUUCCGGAGAGGAAGCCUCGCACCGGUAUUGCUUUGUAGGAAGUUUAAACAUUUUUUGACCUACUUGUAUGAUGUGAUAUGCAGCUUGAUCAGAUUUUGGUGCCCAAGAAACAAGGGAAAAUCCAUGACAUUGUUAUUUUUGUGAACUUUAUGUUACAUUGAUGAAGUUAAUUUUUUAGGUGUGUAGUUAUAGAUGAGUUGGGAAAUUUUCUAACAAAUUGGAAUUUGUAUUUUGAUACCUAUAUGCUAUAUCCCAUUCAUUGUAGAAACCAAAAUUAUUUUUAGUUGCUUGUUGUAAUUCUAUUAUCUAUGAUAGUUGUAUGGACUUGUCUUUCUCGUUGA